AUGUACGCUACUCGUAUCAUGCGGCUGCAGGCCACCCGGCCUUACUUCUUCCCGGCUCCUAAGGAGAACCACAGUGCUCACACCAUCUCUCAGCGCCUGCGCAACCUGAAGAAGAUCCCCCCGGAGUUGAUUCCUCUUGGUGUUGUCCUUGCUGUCGCCCUUGGAGCUGCGGGUUACUCCCUGACCAACAAGCUCUUGACCGACAAGACCCUGCGUCUCUACCGCAACAGCCCCGAGCAGCGUGAGCACUAG
Aspergillus chevalieri is the source of this 252-nucleotide messenger RNA. RefSeq lists its product as uncharacterized. The transcript is spliced from 5 exons. The coding region runs from base 1 to 252 and encodes 83 amino acids. Lineage: Eukaryota; Fungi; Ascomycota; Eurotiomycetes; Eurotiales; Aspergillaceae. The record is from RefSeq and is a predicted model, not a curated record.